Molecule: messenger RNA, 24510 nt
Organism: Pogonomyrmex barbatus (red harvester ant)
Lineage: Eukaryota; Metazoa; Arthropoda; Insecta; Hymenoptera; Formicidae
Biological process (GO): lipoprotein metabolic process; signal transduction; lipid transport
Cellular component (GO): extracellular region
Molecular function (GO): protein binding; lipid binding
Source: RefSeq, a predicted model, not a curated record
CGGCGGCCGAUCAAAGCCGUGAGGAGUAUCCGGGAGGGCGGUCGUGUUACGCUCGGUGCUUUCUUCGUCGCGCGAAUUCUCGGACUCGGAGUCGUAUAUACGUGUGCGCGCGCGGUCCGCAGCGGCAACCGGUCGAUGUGAAGGAGAAACGAAACGCAAAGGGCGAGACGACGCAGCGUAAGAUGACGGCGCGGCGUGUGAUUUGACAAGUGGAGGAAGAAGCGUUCGAUGGGAAAAGUGUCCCGUUGAAUACUGCGGUGGUUGAUAGACUAGUGGACCUUAAGGUAUCCGCCGCGCGCAUCCUGCGUGUGUGAACUACUCCGAUAUCGGAAUUCCGAGCCGUGGACCAAGGUUGGGAAUUAACGAGCGGAAGUAUAAGCGGAACGGGUACGGCGACGACGAGGACGACGGCGGCGGAGGUGGCGGCGGCGGCGGUGGAGCCGGCGGUGGCGAGGGCGGACAGGGUGUGAGACAACGAGAGGGUGAAUCGACAGAGCGACCGAAGAAUGACGGGCGAGGACGGGAAGCGCGGUGGCGGCGCCGGCGACGUUACCGCCGGAGCGAACAUGAACACGAACGUCACUGACAAUGCCAAUAAUGUUAACGCCAAUGUUAACGCCAACAUAAACGUCAGCCAGCAAAACGGCGGGCCGGAGAAGGCGCCCGUCGUCGGCGGCACCAACGUGGAGACGUUGCCACGCGCCACAAAACAGAGCGAUCCCAGUACUGCAUUUCUACGAGCGGCUCGCGCCGGACAACUCGAGAAGGUUUUGGAAUACUUGGAGUCCGGAGUAGAUAUCAACGCUUCUAACGCUAAUGGCUUAAACGCUUUACACCUGGCGGCUAAGGACGGCCACUUGGAAAUUGUGAGAGAACUCCUAAAUCGUGGCGCGAUCGUGGACGCCGCUAAAAAAGGGAACACGGCAUUGCACAUAGCGUCUCUUGCUGGACAAGAGGAGGUUGUACAAUUGCUAGUGCAGCGAGGUGCUUCUGUGAAUGCACAAUCGCAAAAUGGAUUCACGCCGCUGUAUAUGGCUGCCCAAGAAAAUCAUGACUCUGUGGUCAAAUAUCUCCUCAGCAAGGGUGCGAAUCAAACUUUGGCCACCGAGGAUGGUUUUACUCCAUUGGCAGUGGCUAUGCAACAGGGUCACGACAAGGUAGUGGCCGUUCUAUUAGAAAAUGACACUCGUGGUAAAGUUCGACUCCCUGCCCUACACAUCGCUGCUAAGAAAGACGACUGCAAGGCGGCUGCCCUACUUUUACAAAACGACCAUAAUCCUGAUGUAACAUCGAAAAGCGGUUUCACCCCACUUCACAUAGCCGCACAUUAUGGCAACGAUCGAAUUGCUUCCUUGCUUUACGACAGAGGCGCGGAUGUUAAUUUCGCGGCAAAGCACAAUAUCACACCGAUGCACGUGGCGGCGAAAUGGGGUAAAAUUAAGAUGGUUAAUCUUCUCAUGAGCAAGGGAGCAAACAUUGAAGCAAAAACGAGAGAUGGUUUGACUCCUCUGCAUUGCGCGGCCAGAUCUGGCCAUCAUGAAGUAGUUGACAUUCUCAUCGAGAAGGGGGCACCUAUUGGUUCAAAGACGAAGAAUGGUCUUGCCCCGUUACACAUGGCUUCUCAAGGAGAUCACGUCGACGCCGCGAGAAUUUUGUUAUACCACCGUGCACCCGUGGACGAAGUGACUGUAGAUUAUUUGACCGCGCUACAUGUGGCUGCGCAUUGUGGCCAUGUACGCGUAGCUAAACUGCUUCUCGAUAGAAACGCCGAUCCCAAUGCGCGAGCGCUCAACGGAUUUACUCCACUUCAUAUCGCAUGCAAAAAGAAUCGUAUAAAAGUCGUCGAACUCCUCCUGAAACAUAAAGCGAGCAUCGAAGCUACGACUGAGUCCGGAUUAACUCCGCUGCACGUAGCGAGUUUUAUGGGGUGUAUGAAUAUCGUGAUUUACCUAUUACAACACGAAGCUAGCCCCGAUAUACCGACAGUGAGAGGCGAAACGCCGUUACACUUAGCUGCCAGAGCGAACCAAACUGAUAUUAUUAGGAUACUCCUUAGAAACGGUGCCCAGGUCGACGCUAGAGCAAGAGAGGAACAGACACCGCUUCAUGUCGCUUCUCGUUUGGGCAACGUCGAUAUCGUGAUGUUAUUGAUGCAACAUGGUGCGAGCGUAGAUGCUACAACGAAGGAUUUGUAUACACCGCUUCAUAUCGCUGCUAAAGAGGGCCAGGAGGAGGUUGCAUCCGUUUUAUUAGAAAAUAAUGCCUCGCUUACCGCAACGACCAAGAAAGGAUUUACUCCCUUGCAUUUAGCGGCCAAGUAUGGCAAUAUGAACGUAGCUCGAUUGUUAUUACAAAAGAACGCACCCGUUGAUGCUCAAGGAAAGAAUGGAGUUACGCCUCUUCAUGUAGCAUCUCAUUAUGAUCAUCAAAACGUAGCUUUACUUUUACUUGAUAAAGGAGCUUCACCACAUGCCAUGGCUAAAAAUGGUCAUACGCCACUGCAUAUCGCCGCACGCAAAAAUCAGAUGGACAUUGCAACUACUUUAUUAGAAUACGGAGCGAAAGCUAAUGCAGAGUCAAAGGCUGGUUUCACACCAUUACAUUUGAGCGCACAAGAAGGCCAUACUGAUAUGUCAACCCUUCUUAUCGAGCAUAAAGCAGACACAAAUCACAAAGCGAAGAAUGGCCUUACACCUCUACAUUUAUGCGCACAAGAAGAUAAAGUAAACGUCGCCUCCAUUCUUGUGAAGAAUGGUGCUCAGAUUGAUGCUAAAACUAAGGCUGGAUAUACACCAUUACAUGUAGCAUCUCAUUUUGGUCAAGCAGCUAUGGUACGAUUUCUUCUGAGAUCUGGUGCUGCUGUUGAUAGCAGCACCAACGCUGGCUAUACUCCUCUUCAUCAAGCUGCGCAACAAGGACAUACGCUCGUUAUUAAUUUAUUAUUGGAAAGUAAAGCUAAACCGAAUGCUGUAACGAAUAAUGGCCAGACUGCUCUGGACAUCGCGCAAAAGCUUGGCUACAUAAGUGUCAUUGAAACGCUCAAAGUUGUCACAGAAACUAUCAUCACGACGACUCAUACUGUCACCAUUGAAGAGAAAUACAGAGUCCAAGCACCCGAAUCUAUGCAGGAGACAUUUAUGAGUGACAGCGAAGAUGAAGGCGGUGAAGAUCCAAUGCUCAGCGACCAACAGCAGUAUCGAUACAUGACUGUUGACGACAUGAAAUCCAUGGGGGAUGACUCGAUGCGCGUGAACGUGACAGACGACGAGAGAGAUAAUCGAAUUCCGGAGGUGAGUAAACAUUCAUCAGGUUCACGCAGAUUACACAAGAAAGAGGAGUGUAAGAUGAUAAUUAAUUCUGUAUUUUCUGCGGCACUUAACACGUCGAAUACCGGAUCGCCAACCAUAACAGAGAUGAUUACGAAAGAACAUUAUCAACGUACGAAUGCGGCCAAUCUUAAGCCAGACAAUGUAGAUAUCAAUAGGCAUCCUGUGCAUGUCGGCGAGUCCUUUGAAUCCCUAUGCACCUCGCUGGCAGCUCUCAAUACCGCACCGAAGGGACAAGGAAUGUGGAGGGACAGCUUCCUGGUUUCCUUCUUGGUGGACGCAAGAGGCGGUGCGAUGCGCGGAUGCAGGCAUAGCGGUGUCCGCGUGAUUGUCCCACCACGUAAGGCCGCGAUGCCCAUGCGUGUCACAUGUAGAUAUCUGAGGAGAGACAAACUGACCAAUCCACCACCCUUGAUGGAGGGAGAAGCCUUGGCCAGUCGCAUCCUCGAGUUGGGUCCUGUGGGUGCAAAAUUCCUAGGCCCCGUUAUUAUAGAGGUGCCACAUUUUGCAUCGCUACGCGGAAAGGAACGGGAAAUAGUGAUUUUACGAUCGGACAACGGGGAGACCUGGCGCGAGCACACCUUGGAAGCCAGCGAGGAGGCUGUCCAGGACGUGCUUAACGAGAGCUUUGAGGGAGAAGAGUUAAGCCAGCUGGAAGAUCUCCAGACGUCUCGUAUCGUGAGGAUACUCACCGUAGAUUUCCCGCAUUACUUCGCGGUGGUAUCUCGCAUCCGGCAAGAGGUCCAUGCGGUUGGUCCCGAAGGCGGCACCGUGUCGUCAUCUGCUGUACCACAAGUACAAGCUGUCUUCCCGCAAGCGGCCCUUACUAAGAAGAUCAGAGUUGGUCUGCAGGCACAUCCUAUACCGGCGGAUCUCGUAGCCAAGUUACUCGGAAACAGAGUCGCCGUAUCGCCGAUCGUUACUGUCGAGCCAAGGCGAAGAAAGUUCCACAAACCGAUAACUUUAACUAUUCCAGUACCACAGGCGGCCAACAAAGGCAUGAUCAACCAGUAUUCCGGAGAUGCGCCUACUUUGAGACUCCUGUGCAGCAUAACUGGAUUGAGUCAUUUAGGGGGUCAGACUCGGGCAGUCUGGGAGGACGUCACAGGCUCGACGCCGUUGACCUUUGUGAAAGAUUGCGUUUCCUUCACCACCACAGUUUCCGCCCGCUUCUGGUUAAUGGACUGCCGUAACAUCUCCGAAGCCACGAAAAUGGCCACGGAACUCUACACACAUGCAACACAUGUGCCGUUCAUGGCUAAAUUCGUAGUAUUUGCGAAACGAGUAGAUCCAUUGGAAGCGAGAUUACGUGUAUUCUGUAUGACCGACGAUAAAGAGGACAAAACUUUAGAGCACCAGGAACAUUUUACAGAAGUUGCUAAGAGUAGAGAUGUCGAGGUUCUUGAAGGAAAAACGCAAUACAUGGAAUUUUCGGGAAAUCUCGUUCCUGUUCUGAAAACGGGUGAACAAUUGCAACUACCGUUCAGAGCCUUCAAGGAAAAUAGGGUCCCAUUUACCGCGAGAAUAAAGGAUCCGGAUGCCGCGGAUAUGAUGGGCCGAAUCAUGUUUAUGAGCGAGCCUAAAGUUCCAAGGGGUGAACUGCCGCAAACGCCUAUCUGUACACUAAAUAUUUUGUUGCCGGAGAAGAUUUCUCCAGACACCGCGGUCUCCGAACUCGAUUUAUUGGAACUAUCAAAGAAUUACAGUUUCUUGCGUGAUGGUGGAAUAAGUAGACCAGAUGCUAUACACAGAGCGACUAUCCGUUUAACUGAUAUUGCUAAUUUAUUGGAUAAAGAUUGGGAAUCAUUAGCGGAAGAGUUGAAUAUUCCACCCAACGAUGUGACUCUAAUAAAACAAGAAUAUCCCGACCAACCUGCGCAACAGGCUGCUGCCAUGUUCAAAAUUUGGCAGAAUAGUGGAAGCAAAGCCACAGGAAACACAUUAGAGAAAGCUCUUAAUAAGAUCGGACGAGAAGAUAUAGUGAAUAAAUGUAUCUUUAAUGUCGAAUUAGUGACUGACGAUGUUGAAAAAGCUGUGGCAAGAGUUAGGCUAGAUCAACCAGGAUUUGACUCAUUGAAGGAGGAAUUGGGGCCGUCGAGAAACACGUCACUUCGUCGUGAUGCAACUAUGGAUCCUAAGAUGGAUCCUGAUUACGAAGAGCCUGAUAGAAUGAAGGACUCUGAAUCAGUCGAGGAUCUCACUGGCAACGCGCGUUAUAGAUUCACAGAGCACAUCACACUCACAAAUGGCACUGUAUUCAACGGAACCUCGACCCCCAUCAAAGACAAAUACGCGAGCGACGAGAAAGAGCUCGGCGACAUGAUGGCUGAUUACCUUGAGCACAAAUGCCACACGGUCGACACGAUGAGUAAAAAGUCGCGCGACGAACUGGAUGAUCCGGAGACAAAACGCCAGAAAGCGAUCGCCGACGCCAACAAGAUAGUCUCUGGUGUAAUAGCAGACGCAGAGAAAGAGAAGGGGAAGUUAGCGAAGGAAGGGUGGUCGGUGGUUUAUGAUGAUGAUGAUGCGCGGGACAGUAAAGAGGCGCGGGGUGCGGUAGGGCAGACUGUGAUUAAUGUUCAAUUAAGUCAAACGGCCGUCGAGCCGGAAGGUAUUGUUUCGGAACCGGAAAAAAUCCCUUGCAUCGAGCCGCCGAUGAUUAGGGAGUAUCGCGGCGCGAAGCCGGAUCCUAAAGUUAGCACUUCGAAGACAGUAGUUUCCGUUAGUGGCGAUCCGAAAGUAGGUCAGACGGUGGUCACUAAGACCACGGUAAUAAAACAGACGCCGACUGUGACCACGAAAGAAACAGUGAUUGUUUCCCCCGAAAAGAAGGACGUUGUUAGCGAAAAAGAGAAACUAUCUAAGGAGGGUAAGGAAGUUGACGAAAAGUUAGCUCAGGGCGCAAUUCCCGCGGAUGCGAGUGUCACGCAAAAGACGACAGUCGAAAGGGUAGUUCGAACUGAUCAGAAAAAGCCAGAAAUAAAAAUUCCUGCGGACAAGGAUAAAGACAAGGACAAGGAUAAGGAUAAAGAUAAAGAUAUGAAAACUACAAAAGCAUCGGCUUAUGAAGACGUUUACAGCGUACAACAUCCAGACAGCGCGGAAGAAAAAUCAGACGAAGAGGCGAAGAAAAUGAAGGAUAAGAGCGGUGGAAUAUUUUCGGGGAUUUUCAAAGGCUCCAAAUUGAAGAGAGCCAAGAAGGGCUCAAAAGACACGUCUUUCGACAGCGACGAGGAAUCGAAAGCUGUUUUAAUGAAAGUCUCAGAAGAGAAAGUCCCUGAACAUCCUGCUAGUGAAAUCACAGACUCGCAUUUCGAUAGCAAAUUACCGGAAAUUACAACUGCACCCGACGUAAGAUUAGCUACCGUGGAAUUCUUAGAGGAUUCUAGACGAGUCGCCGCAGGUAUGCAUGUACCCUAUGAGGGUCUGGAUAAACCUGUGGAAAAGGAAGAUAAGAAGGAAGUUGUUGAGAGCGACGAUGAUGGCAAAGACAAAUCGAGCUUUUUCUCGAGUUUGUUCAAAAGCAAAGUUAAGAAGGAAGAAGACGGAGCUUCCGUACCUGUUAUUCAUGUCGAGAAACCUAAAGAGAGCACGGAACAAAUUGCGAAGAAAGAGAAGAAGAGGCUGGCAGCAAUCGCGAAGGAAAAGGAAGAGUUAUUAGAAUUACAAAAGAAACUAAAUGAAAAAGAGAAGGAGACCGAAGUAUCCAAGACCGCCGAAGUGCCUACUGCAGAAGAAAAACAGGUUGAGAAACCUGUGAAGACUGACGUGGAAGAUGCCAAAAACAAAGAGAAGAUCGUUGCUCCAACGAGUGAGCAACCAUCCGGCAAAGACGAUGAAAAAGAGGAAGACCAAACGAAGGAGAAAGGCGGCUUUUUCGGCAUUUUCAAGAGUCCCAAAUCUAAGGAUAAGAAGUUCGGCAAAUCGAAGGAAACGUCCUUCGAUAGUGGCGACGAGGAAGUUAAAGCGGUGACAGAAAAGUUCUUAGAUGACACGCGAAAGGUUGCUGAUACAAGCGUAUUACCGGUCACGUAUAAAAGUGACAGUACAAAAGUCACUCCCAAAGAAGAGGUACGUACUUUUGUGUCGACUACUUAUUACGACGCCGAUAUUCCCGCGGACAAAAUCGGUAAGUCUUACGAUGUUGUUCAAACGACAAAAAUCGAGAAGACUAUUAUCCACGAAGAGACAAAUGGAAAAGCGGAUGUUGACAAGGAAAAGGAUCAGAAGGAGGAGAAAAAAGACGUGGAAAAAUCCGCUGCAGAGGUGAAAUCUGAUACGUCAGAACCGAAAGCACCUGAAUCGGAAGGCGAGGAUACCAAGGAAAGGAGUGGUGGCUUCUUCGGUAUGUUCAAGAGCCCUAAAUUGAAGAGUAAGAAGAGAAGCAGAUCCCGAGAGCAAAGUUCUUCGAAGGAAACCUCCUUCGAUAGCGGAGAUGAAGAGGUUCGAUUGGCAACAGCGAAACUUUUGGAGGAUACGAGACAGAUGACAGAGAAUCUGCAGCAUCCAGUUGAAGAAAAGGUAUCGGAAAGUAUUACGAAGACGCCACCUGUAGAUCAUGAAGAGAUCAAAAAAUCUGUCAUUCUCGAGGAUGAAAUUGUUGAAAAGGAUAAAGGAGGCAUUUUCGGUAUAUUCAGAAGUCCCAAACAAGCGAGAAGUUCCAGAUCCAGGAGCAGAUCCAAGGAGAAGACACCAUCGAUUGAGUUGCCAGACAGUGGCCAAGAGGAUUUACGAGAAGUAACUACAAAGUUUCUGGAAGAUUCACGGAACGUGGCAAAUAUUAUGGGUGAAUUGGAAGCAGAUAAAACCUCUGAAAUGAAAAAUAAGGAAGAUAAAUUGCAGUCAAAAAAAAUUGAACAACCCAUAGCGAUUGCGGCAGAAGGCACAGGUAAAGCCAUCAAGGAUGGUAAAGACGUAAUUAGCAAAAAAAUAGAGGAAAAAACACGUGAUGUUACUGAUAGCGCUGAGGCUGUGAAAGAGAAAACGACAAAGGAAACAAAGAAGACAAAAGAGAAAGGAUCAGGAUUCCUAUCAGGAAUAUUCAAAGGUGCGAAACAUGCCAUGGAAGAAGUAUCAGAUGAUGUCAAGGAAUUCUUGGAUGAUACAAAGAAAGAAGCUAUUUUGGAAGAAGCGCGAGCCAAAGAAGCGGCAACCGCUGGAUUGAAAGACUUGGAACAGAAGAAAGAUGAUUUAGUAGCGGAUACGAAAGACGUCGUUGAUAAAGCUGUAAUUGACAUUAAAGAUGCCAAAGACAAAACAGUGUCUGCCGUAAAAAACGAGAAGGAAAAAGUCACGGAAAAGAUUUCAAAAGACAUGGAAAAAGUGGCGGAUGACGCAAAAGAAGCUACCGACAAGGUUGUGACAGAUACAAAAAAAGUAAGCGAGAAAAUAGAAACAACUGCGAAAGAUGCUGUGCAAGCAGGCAAGGAAAUUAAAGAAGCAGUUACUACAGAGGUAAAGGAAGAUAUUAAAGCUGUGAAAGAAAAAGUAAUCUCUGAUGUUGAAUCAACUGCGGAUGUCGCAACAUCUGCCAAGGACAAGACUACUAAAGAAGCAAAAAAAGCUAAAGAAAAAGGAAUCGGGUUCUUCUCAGGCAUAUUCAAGGGUACAAAACAUGCAGUAGAAGAUGCAGCAGACGACGUUAAAGAAUUCAUGGACGAAACAAAAAAGGAAACUCAAUUAGAAGAAGAACGUGCCAAAGAAAAGACUGCUGCUGGUUUAAAAGAUUUAAAAGAAAAAAAAGAUAUAGUCAUUAGCGAAGUUAAAGAAGCAGCAGAUAAAGCUGUAGAUAAAGCAAAAGAUGCAAAAGAUAAAACAGUUUCUGCAGUAAAAGACAAGAAAGAUAAAAUUAUCGAGGAAGUUUCCAAAGAUGCCCAAAAAGUUAUCGAUACCACGAAAGCAGCUGGUGAAAAAAUAGCAGAAACGAAGAAGAUCGGAGAAAAGAUAGAAGACACCGCAACAGAUGUUGCAAAAGGAGUUAAGGACACUAAGGAUGCAGCGAUUAAAGAAGUAAAAGAAGAUACAAAAAAAGUCAAAGAACAAUUAGCAGGAGGUGCUGAUGCUGCUGCGGAAACUGUGGAUAGCGCAAAGGAUAAAGCGACGAAAGAAGCGAAGAAAAUUAAGGAAAAAACAAGUGGCUUCUUUUCCGGCAUAUUUAAAGGAACAAAACAUGCCGCAGAAGAAGUAGCCGACGACGUAAAAGAAUUUUUAGACGAGACGAAAAAGGAAGCUGAGGUAGAAGAAGAACGCGCCAGAAAAAAGAUCGCUACAGAAGUUAAAGAUUUGAAAGAUAAGAAGGAUGAAGUUGUACAAGAUAUUCGAGAAGCUAAGGAUCAAGUUGCAACAGACAUGAAAGAUGCAAAAGAUAAAACAAUUUCUACUAUUAAAGACAAAAAGGACAAAAUUGUAGAAGAAGUAUCAAAGGAUGCGCAGAAAGUUGCGGACACCACAAAAGCAACGGGUGAGAAAGUAACAGAAGAAACAAAAAAAAUUGGUAAAAAAAUAGAUGAAAUCGCAACAGGUGUUGCACAAGAUGUAAAAGAUACUAAAGAUACAACAGUUAAAGAAGUGAAGGAAGAUACAAAGAAAGUAAAAGAAAAAUUAGCCACAGGAGCAGUUGCUGCUGCAGAAGUUGUGAAUAAUACAAAGGAGAAAGCAACGAAAGAGGCGAAGAAAGCUAAAGAGAAAGCCAGUGGUUUCUUCUCUGGAAUCUUUAAAGGUGCGAAACACACUACUGAAGAUGUUUCCGAUGAUGUCAAGGAAUUUUUGGAUGAGACAAGAAGAGAAGCUUCUUUAGAAAAAGAACGUGCUAAGGAAGAAAUUGUCUUAGGUCUCAAAGAUUUAAAAGAUACAAAAGACGCAGCUGUAACCAAUGUUCAACAAGCCGCAGACAAAGCUGUAACUGACGUAAAAGAUAAAACCAUUUCUGCCGUAAAAGAUAAAAAGGAUAAAGUUGUCGAUAAAGUUUCAAAAGAUGCUCAGAAAGUCGCUGAUUCGGCGAAAGAAACUGGUGAGAAAGUAGUAGCUGAAGCAAAGAAGGCCGGUGAAAAGAUAGAAGAAACUGCGGCAGAUGUUGUACAAGACGUUAAGGACACUAAAGAUGCAGCGGUCAAAGAAGCAAAAGAAGAUACAAAAAUGGUGAAAGAAAAAUUGGCAGCAGGUGCUGAAGCCGCUGCGGAAGCUGCAGACAGUACAAAAGAUAAAGCAAUGAAAGAAGCAAAGAAAGCCAAGGAAAAGACAAGUGGUUUCUUUUCCGGUAUCUUUAAAGGCGCGAAACACGCCGUAGAAGAUGCGGCAGAUGAUGUUAAAGAAUUCAUGGAUGAAACGAAGAAAGAAGCUGCGUUGGAAGAAGAACGUGUCAAAGAGAAAGCCAUUGCAGGUUUGAAAGAUGUAAAAGAUAAAAAGGACACUGUCGUUAGCGAAGUUAAGGAAGUAGCAGACAAAGCCGUUGAUAAAGUGAAAGACACAAAGGAUAAAACAAUUUCUGAAGUAAAAGACAAGAAAGAUAAAAUUAUUGAGGAAGUUUCCAAAGAUGCCCAGAAAGUUGCUGAUACCACAAAAGCAGCUGCUGAUAAAGUAACAUCAGAAACAAAAGCGAUCGGUGAGAAGAUAGGGGAAACUGCAGCAGAUGUUACUCAAGCCGUCAAGGAUACUAAAGAUGCAACAGUUAAAGAAGUGAAAAAGGACACCAAAAAAGCAAAAGAAAAACUAGCAGCUGAUGUUGAUACUGCUGCAGAAAUCGCAGAGGGCGUGAAAGAUAAAGCGAAAAAAGCUAAAGAAAAAACUAGUGGUUUCCUUUCUGGCAUAUUCAAAGGCGUAAAACAUACCGUAGGAGAUGCCACUGAUGAUGUCAAAGAAUUUUUAGAUGAAACAAAAAGAGAAGCUUCAUUGGAAAAGGAACGUGUUAAAGAAGAAGUUGCCGCGGAUCUUAAAGAUUUGAAGGAUAAGGAAGAUGCUGUUAUUGGAGAUAUUCAAAAAACGAUAGAUAGUGCUACCACCGAUGUAAAAGAUGCAAAGGAUAAAACAGUUUCUGCAGUAAAAGACAAAAAGGAUAAAAUUAUUGAGGAAGUUUCUAAGGAUGCCCAGAAAGUUGCCGAUACCGCGAAAACGGCUGGUGAAAAAGUAGCAACAGAAACAAAAGAGAUCGGGGAAAAGAUAGAAGACACCGCAACAGACGUUGCAAAAGGAAUAAAACACACUAAGGAUGCAGCGAUUAAAGAAGUAAAAGAAGAUACAAAAAAGGUCAAGGAACAAUUAGCAGCAGGUGCUGAUGCUGCUGCAGAAACUGUGGAUAGUACAAAGGAUAAAGCGACGAAAGAAGCGAAGAAAGCUAAGGAAAAAGCUGGUAGUUUCUUUUCUGGGAUAUUUAAAGGUGCGAAACACGCCGUAGAAGAUGCAGCUGACGACGUAAAAGAAUUUUUAGAUGAGACGAAAAAGGAAGCUGCUUUAAAAGAAGACCGUGCCAAAGAGAAAAUUGCUGCGGGACUUAAGGAUAUGAAAAGUAAGAAGGAUGCUGUCUCAGUCGAAGUUCAAGAAGUAGCAGAAAGAACUGUCGCUGAUGCGAAAGAUGCAAAAGAUAAAACAGUUGCUGCUGUUAAAGACAAGAAAGGUGAAGCUAUAGAAAAAAUUUCCAAAGACAAGCAAAAAGUUGGAGCAGAGGCAAAGAAGAUUGGUGAGAAAGUAGGAGAUGCUGCGUCAGAUGUUGCGCAGGAUAUAAAAGAUGCUAAGGACGCAACAGUUAAGGAAGUGAAAGAGGAUAUAAAAUUGGUAAAAGAUAAAUUAGCAGCUGGCGCUGACUCUGCUGCGCAGUCUGUGGACAGUGCAAAGGAUAAAGCAGUAAAGGAGACAAAGAAAACGAAAGAAAAGGCUAGUGGUUUUCUUUCUGGUAUAUUCAAGGGUGCGAAACAUGCUGUGGACGAUGUAUCUGAAGACGUAAAAGAACAUAUAAGUGAGACGAAAAAGGAAACCAUUGAAGAAUUGGAAGCCUUAAAACAGAAAAAAGAUGAUGUAAUUCAAGGUACAAAGGAUGCCGCAGAUAAAACUAUCGAGAAUGCAAAAGAUGCCAAGGAUAAAUUAGUUUCUACCGCGAAAGAUGCGAAAGACAAGUUUGUAGAUACGGCUGUCAAAGAUGCAGAAAAAGUGACACAUGAUUUGAAAGCAGCUGGUGAUGGCAUAGUCGCGAAGACCAAGGAAAUUACUGAAAGAGUAGAAACCUCCGUAGCGGAUGUUGAGCGUGAUGCGAAGGACAUUAAAGAUGCUCUUGUUUCGGAAGCAAAAGAAGAUGCUAAGGUUGUAAAAGAAAAAAUGGCGGCCAAAGCUGAAUCUGUUUCGGAGUCAGCAGAGGUUGCUAAGAAUAAGGCCACUAAAGGCAAAAAAGUUAAAGACAAGACUGGUGGCUUCUUCUCGGGAAUAUUUAGAGGAUCGAAACAUUCCGUGGACAGCACAGCCGAUGAUAUAAAAGAUUUUUUGGAGGAAACGAGAAAGGAUUCAGCAUUAGAGCAGGCUCGCGCCAAGGAGGCAGCGGAAGCUCAACUGAAAGAUUUGAAGCACAAAACAGACGACAUCGUUGCCGAAGUAAAAGAAGUGAAAGACGAUGUGGCUGAGAAAAUAACCGACCAAGUCGAGAAAAUUGCUGACGUCACUAAAGCGACAAGCGAUAAAGUAAUUACGGAUACGAAGAAAAUUGCCGACGAUAUCGCGGAAGGUAUUACUGAUACUAAGGAUAGUGUAACAAAGGAAAUUAAAGAAGAUGUACAAAUAACGAAAGAGAAGAUAAAAACAGAAGUUGACGCCGCGGUAGAAAGUGCUGUAACUACAAAAGAUAAAAUAACUAAGGAAGGAAAAAAAGCUAAGGAAAAAGGCAGCGGCUUUCUUUCGGGAAUAUUUAAAAGUACAAAGCACGCUGCAGAAGAAGUAUCUGAUGAUGUGCACUACUUUGCAGAUGAAACAAAGAAGGAAGCUGCUAUAGAACAAGAGCGAGCUAAAGAAAAAGUCGUCGGUCUUCAUGAUUUGAAAGAUAAAAAAGAUACUGUUGUGACUGACAUGAAAGACGCUGCUGAUAAAACCUUAACUGAGGCAAAAGAGAUUACAGAUAAAGCUGUAUCUGAUGUAAAAGAUAAAAAAGAUAAAAUUAUAAAAGAAGUUUCCAAAGAUGCACAAAAAGUUGUCGAUACUACAAAAGCAGUCGAAGAGAAAGUUGUAACAGAAACGAAAAAGAUUGAUGAAAAGAUGGAAAAAACUGCAGCAGAUGUUGCGCAAACUGUAAAGGAUAGUGAAGAUGCAGCAGUUAAAGAAGUGAAAAAGGAAAUAAAGAAAAUAAAAGAAAAAUUGGCAGCAGAUAUCGACACUGCGAAAGAUAAAGUGACGAAAGAAGCAAAGAAAACUAAAGAGAAAACUAGUGGUUUUCUUUCCGGCAUAUUUAAAGGCGUCAAGCAUACCGCAGAAGACGCAGCUGAUGAUGCCAAACAAGUUUUGGAUGAAAAGGAAAGAGAAGCUUCAUUAGAAAAAGAACACGUUAAAAAAGAGACAGCGGCGGGUCUCAAAGAUUUAAAAGAUAAAAAAGAUGCUACCGUUGCUGAUGCUCAGCAGGCUAUUGAUAAAGCCGCAGCUGUGAUGAUUGAUGAAGCCGCAGAUGUGAAAGAUGCAAAGGAUAAAGCAAUUUCUGCUGUUAAAGAUAAAAAGGAUAAAAUUGUGGAUGAAGUUUCGAAAGAUGCUCAGAAAGUUAGUGACAUCACAAAAACAACAGGCGAGAAAAUAGCAGCGGAAACGAAAAAGAUUGGUGAGAAAAUAGAAGAAGCUGUGACCGAUGUUACACAGGAAGUUAAGGAAACGAAAGAUACAGCAGUUAAAGAACUGAAAGAAGAUACGAAAAAAGUCAAAGAACAAUUGGUAGCAAGUGCUGAUGUUACUGCGGAAACUGUGGAUAGCGCAAAGGAUAAAACAACGAAAGAAGCGAAGAAAGCUAAAGAAAAAACAAGUGGCUUCUUUUCCGGCAUUUUUAAAGGUGCGAAACAUGCUGUAGAAGAUGCAGCUGAUGACGUUAAAGAAUUCAUGGAUGAGACAAAGAAAGAAGCUGCAUUAGAGGAAGAACGUGCCAAAGAAAAGAUUGCCGCAGGAUUAAAGGAUCUAAAAGAUAAGAAGGACACUGUCACAACUGAAAUUCAAGAAGCUACUGAUCAAGUUAUUACUGAUGUAAAGGAUAAAACAGCUUCUGCAGUAGCAACAGAAACAAAGAAAAUUGCUGAGAAGAUAGAUGAAACGGCUGCGGACAUUGUUGACAGCAUUAAGGAUACUAAGGAUGCAACGAUAAAGGAAGUGAAAGAAGAUGCACAAAAGAUAAAGGAAAAAUUAACUGCAGGUACUGAUGAUGUCGCUGAGACUGUGGAUAGUGCAAAGGAGAAAGCGGCUAAAGAAGCGAAGAAAGCCAAGGAAAAGACGGGUGGCUUCUUUUCCGGCAUAUUUAAAGGAGGGAAACAUGCUGUAACAGAUGUGACUGAUGUUAACGAAUUUCUCGAUGAAAUAAAAAGAGAAGCUUUGUUAGAGAAAGAACAUGCUAAGGAAGAAGCUACCGCAACUCUUAAAGAUCUAAAAGAUAAGCAGGAUGCUGGUGUUACUGCAGACCAAAAGAUUGUAGAUAAAACUGCAGCUGAUGCAAAGUUAGCGAAGGAUAAAACAGUAUUUGCAUUAAAAGACAAAAAAGAUCAGCUUAUAGAUGAAGUUUCUGAAGAUGCGCAAAAAGUUGUUGACGCCACAAAAACAGCUGGUGAUAAAACAGCAACAGAAACAAAAAUUAUUGCUGAGAAAGUAGGAGAAACCGCAACAAAUGUUGCGCAGAGUGUAAAGGAUGCUAAGGACACAGCAGUUAAAGAAGUAAAGGAAGACACAAAAAAAGCAAAAGAAAAGUUGGUAGCAAGUACUGAAGCUGCUACAGAAGCCAUAGAUAGUACAAAAGAUAAAGUAGCAAAAGAGGCAAAGAAAGCCAAGGAAAAGACAACUGGUUUCUUCUCCGGCAUCUUUAAAGGUGCGAAACACGCCGUAGAAGAUGCAGCAGAUGAUGUUAAAGAAUUCAUGGAUGAGACGAAGAAAGAAGCUACAAUGGAAGAAGAACGUAUUAAAGAAAAGGCUGCUACAACUUUGAAAGAUGUAAAAGAUAAAAAAGAUUUGAUAGUUAGUGAAGUCAAAGAAACUACAGAUAAAGCUAUCGAUAAAAUCAAAGAUGCAACGGAUAAAACAGUUUCUGCUGUAAAGGAUAAAAAGGAUAAAAUUGUUGAGGAAGUUUCAAAGGAUACUCAGAAAAUAGCAGAUACUACAAAAGCAACUCAUGAUAAAGUAACAUCGGAAACAAAAUUAAUUGGCGAAAAGAUAGGAGAAACUGCAACGGAAAUUGCGCAAGCUGCCAAAGAUACCAAAGAUGUGACAGUUAAAGAAGUGAAGGAAGACACGAAAAAAAUAAAAGAAAAAUUGGCAACAGGCGCAGUUGCUGCUGCAGAAGCUGUGGAUAGUACAAAGGAGAAGACAACGAAAGAAGCGAAAAAAGCUAAAGAAAAAACAAGUGGUUUCUUCUCUGGAAUCUUUAAAGGUGCGAAACAUACUACUGAAGAUGUCUCUGAUGAUGUCAAGGAAUUUUUGGAUGAGACAAGAAGAGAAGCUUCUUUAGAAAAAGAACGUGCUAAGGAAGAAAUUGCCUCAGGUCUCAAAGAUUUAAAAGAUACAAAAGACGCAGUUGUAACCGAUGUUCAACAAGCUGCAGACAAAACCAUUACUGAUGUAAAAGAUGCAAAAGAUAAAACCAUUUCUGCUGUGAAAGAUAAAAAAGAUAAAGUUGUCGAUAAAGUUUCAAAAGAUACUGAGAAAAUCGCUGAUUCGGCGAAAGAAAUUGGUGAGAAAGUAGCAGCUGAAACAAAGAAGGUCGGUGAAAAGAUAGAAGAAACUGCGACAGAUGUUGUACAAGAUGUUAAGGACAUUAAGGAUGCAGCGAUUAAAGAAGCAAAAGAAGAUACAAAAACGGUGAAAGAAAAAUUGGCAGCAAGUGCUGAAGCUGCUGCGGAAGUUGCAGACAGUACAAAAGAUAAAGCAAUGAAAGAAGCAAAGAAAGCCAAGGAAAAGACAAGUGGUUUCUUCUCCGGUAUCUUUAAAGGCGCGAAACAUGCCGUAGAAGAUGCGGCAGAUGAUGUUAAAGAAUUCAUGGAUGAAACGAAGAAAGAAGCUGCGUUGGAAGAAGAACGUGUCAAAGAAAAAGCCAUUGCGGGUUUGAAAGAUGUAAAAGAUAAAAAGGAUACUGUCGUUAGCGAAGUUAAAGAAGCAGCAGAUAAAGCCGUUGAUAAAGUGAAAGACACAAAGGAUAAAACAGUUUCUGAAGUAAAAGACAAGAAAGAUAAAAUUAUUGAGGAAGUUUCCAAAGAUGCCCAGAAAGUUGCUGAUACCACAAAAGCAGCUGCUGAUAAAGUAACAUUAGAAACAAAAGCGAUCGGUGAGAAGAUAGGGGAAACUGCAGCAGAUGUUACUCAAGCCGUCAAGGAUACUAAAGAUGCAACAGUUAAAGAAGUGAAAAAGGAUACCAAAAAAGUAAAAGAAAAAUUAACAGCUGAUAUUGAUGCUGCUGCAGAAACCGCAGAAGGCGUGAAAGAUAAAGCAAAAAAAGCUAAAGAAAAAACUAGUGGUUUUCUUUCUGGCAUAUUCAAAGGCGUAAAACAUAUCGGAGGAGAUGCCACCGAUGAUGUCAAAGAAUUUUUAGAUGAAACAAAAAGAGAAGCUUCAUUGGAAAAGGAACGUGUUAAAGAAGAAGUUGCCGCGGAUUUUAAAGAUAUGAAGGAUAAGAAAGAUGCUGUUGUUGGAGAUAUUCAAAAAACGAUAGAUAGUGCUACCAUCGACAUAAAAGAUGUAAAGGAUAAAACAGUUUCUGCAGUAAAAGACAAAAAGGAUAAAAUUGUUGAGGAAAUUUCCAAGGAUGCCCAGAAAGUUGCCGAUAUCGCGAAAACGGCUGGUGAAAAAGUAGCAGCAGAAACAAAAGAGAUCGGGAAAAAGAUAGAAGACACCGCAACAGAUGUUGCAAAAGGAGUAAAGGAUACUAAAGAUGCAGCGAUUAAAGAAAUAAAAGAAGAUACAAAAAAGGUCAAGGAACAAUUAGUAGCAGAUGCUGAUGCUGCUGCGGAAACUGUGGAUAGUGCAAAGGAUAAAGCGACAAAAGAAGUGAAGAAAGCUAAAGAAAAAACAAGUGGCUUCUUUUCCGGCAUAUUUAAAGGAACGAAACAUACUGUAGAAGAAGCAGCCGAUGACGUAAAGGAAUUUUUAGAUGAGACUAAAAAGGAAGCUGCUUUAGAAGAAGAUCGUGCUAAAGAGAAGAUUGCUGCAGAACUUGAGGAUGUGAAAAGUAAAAAGGAUGCUGUCACAGCCGAAAUUCGAGAAAUUGCAGAAAAAACUGUCGCUGAUGUGAAAGGUGCAAAAGAUGAUACAAUUUCUGGCAUGAGAGAUAAAAAGGAUAAAAUUAUUGAUGAAGUUUCGAAGGAUACUCAGAAAAUUGUUGACACCAUUAAAUCCGCAGAUGAGAAGAUAACAGCAGAAACAGAGAAGAUUGGUGAAAAAAUAGUAACGACUGCAGCAGAUGUUACACAAGACAUUAAGGACUCUAAAGCUUCAGCGGUUAAAGAAAUGAAAGAUGAUGCAGCAUUAAUAAAAGAAAAGGUGAAAGUUGGCAUCGAUACUGUAACCGAUAGUACCGAGACUGCUAAAGAUAAAACAAUCAAAGGCAUGAAGAAAGCUAAAGAAAAAUCCGGUUUUCUAUCAGGAAUAUUUAAAGGUGCUAAGCAUUCCGUUGAGAGCGCUGCGAACGAUGUUGAAGAAUUUUUAGACGAAACGAAGCAUGAAGCGGAAUUAGAAGAAGCUCGUGUUAAAGAAGCAACAGCAACUGGAUUAAAAGAAUUGGAACAUAAAAAAGAUGCUAUUGUCACUGAAGUAAAAGAUACUGCUGAUCGAGCUAUUGCUGGAGUAAAAGAUGCCAAGGACAAGACUGUUGCUGCAGCAAAAGAAACGAAAGAUCAAAUUACUGAAAAAGUUUCCGAAGAUAUUAGCAAAGCUGCUGAUGCGACCAAGACUGUUAAAGAUAAAAUAACGUCAGAAAUGAAGGAAACUGGUCAAAAAGUGGAUUCAAAAGCACGGGAUGUUACACAGAGAGUUGUGGAUACUAAAGAUGCAGUUAUUAAGGAAGUACAAGAUGAUGCAGAAAAAGUAAAGAAAUUAGCGGCGGGAGCCGAAGCGAUGGCCGAUAGUGCUGAAGCAACAAAAGACAAGGCAACUAAAGAAGCGAAAAAAGCUAAGGAAAAGGGAUCCAGUUUUUUCUCGGGAAUAUUUAAGGGUGCCAAGCAUUCUUUCGAAAGCGCAGCGGAUGAUGUUAAAGAAUUUAUAGAUGAAACAAGGCAUGAGGCAGAAUUGGAAGAAGCUCAUGCUAAAGAAGCAGCGGCAACUGGUUUGAAAGAACUGGAACGUAAAAAGGAUGCUGUUGUUACUAGUGUAAAAGACACAGCGGAUCAAGCUGCUGCUGAAGCAAAAGAUGUCAUAGAUAAAACUGCCACUGCAGCGAAGGAUACGGUUACUAAAAAAGUUUCUGAAGAUGUUCAAAAAGCCGCUGAUGCAGGUACAGCUGCUAAAGAUAAGGUAACGUCGGAAUUAAAGAAAAUUGAUGAAAAAUUGGAGUCAACUGCGCAGGCAAUUUCAGAUGCGAAAGAUGCGGCUAUUAAGGAAAUUAAAGAUGAUGCGAAAAUGACGAAAGAAAAAUUGACAGCGGGAGUCGAAAUUAUGGCUGAUGGUGCUCAAAUAGCUAAGGACAAAACAACUAAAGAAGCGAAAAAGGUUAAAGAAAAGGGAUCCGGUUUUCUUUCGGGAAUAGUUAAAGAUGCAAAACAUGCUGUCGGGAGCGCAAGGGAUGAUGUUAAGGAAUUUUUAGAUGAAACGAAGCAUGAGGCGGAAUUAGAAGAAGCUCGUGCUAAAGAAAUUGCAGCUGCUGGUUUGAAAAAAUUAGAACAAAAGAAAGAUGCAGUUGUCGUUAGUGCAAAAGAUGUUAAGGAAGAAUUGGUAUCUGAUGUUAAGGAUGCCAAAGAUAAAAUUUCUGAUACAACGACUCAAGUGGCAGAGACGGCAAAGAUUGCAGCUGACAAACUGAUGACUGAAACGAAGAAAGUCGGUGAGAAAGUAGAAUCCAAAGCCACGGAUAUUGCACAUGAUAUAAAAGAUGCUAAAGAAAGUCUCAGUGAAGAAAUAAAAACAGAUACGAAGAUGAUGAAGAAUAAAUUGGUAACAAGUGCCGAUGCUGUUGUUGAUAGCGCCAAAACGGCUAAAGACGAUCUUGCAAAAGAUGCCAAAAAGGUGAAAGAUAAGGGUUCGGAUUUCCUAUCUGGUGCUGUUCACAGUAUGAAACAGACAGGAAAAGAGAUUUCGGAUGAUGUUAAAGACUUUCUAGAAACAACCAGGCAGGAAGCAGCUGCUGAGGAAGCACUUGUUAGAGAAGCCGCGGCAACGAAAGUAAAGGAACUUGCAGAAACGAAGGAUAAAGCCGCCGGUGAAAUUAAAACUGCUACGGAUAAAGUUAUAAAGGAUGCAAAAGACACCAAGGAAAAAAGCAUUUCCAGCAUAAAAAGUGCGAAGGAUAAAACGAUUUCCACUGUGAAAGGGACGGGAAGUAAGAUUGGACAAAGUUUGUCGCAAACCGGCGAGAAAGUCAAGGCCACUGGUCAGAGUGUGGCGCAAAAAGUUAAAAGUACCAAAGACACCGUUGUGAGUGAGACAAAGGAAGAUGUGCAAGUGGUCAAAGGAAAAGUGACAUCUGGUGCGGGUACAGUUACGCGCAUUGCAGAAACCGCUAAGGAUAAGACUGCAAAAGAAGCUAAAAAAGCUACGCAAAAAGCAGGUGGUUUUCUAUCAGGUGUAGUAAAAAGCGCGAAACACGCGGUAGAAGAGGCGACAGAUGACAUGAAGGAAUUCCUAGAAGAAACCAAGCAAGAGGCAACUGCGGAAGAAGCUCGCGCUAAGAGCGAUCUGGCUCAAACGAGGAGUAAAUCUGCCAAAUCGGCAGCCGAUGCCAAGAGUAAAUCUAUCGAUGCUGCUAAAACCGCGAGAAAGAGCGUCACUCCGCCGAAAGUAUCUAAAUCAGCGGACGUGAAAAAUGGUAGCAAAGCUUCCACUAAGAGAACGAGUAAAAUAGCGGAAACGAAAAAAGUCACUGAUAGAGUAGAAUCGAAACGCACAGACGAGAGUGUUCAAGAAACGAUUCCCCAUAGAUCCGAAGUAUCUGAUAGGCCAGAGACGUCCGGUGACGUCGAGCAUUUAACUGAGACAAUUAGCGUUAAGAGAGUAUCUCGCAUUCCACAAAAAGUUAGUCCGGGUAAGGAGGCGGCCGCGGAUGAUUCGGACAGUACACAUAGAUUAGUAGAGACAGUAACUACGGUAGGGCACCCCGAGCCUCGCACACGGCACUCCGUCACCACAGUCGUGACAAAGUCUGUGCGAACGACCCCACCGCCACCCAGUUCACUCGCCGAGUUCACUGACAGUAGAACCGAAGAUGUGACCAAAGAGGCUGCGCGGCGGGCUCAGAACCUGGCGGAUCAGGCGUACACCUCGACGAAAGCAGGGCAUGAUUCGGCUGAGAUUGAUGGGACUGUAGAGAGGCAUGCUACUUCUGCUCCAUCAAAGCAACCUGUUCCCGCCCCGCGUCACUCCACCACCAAGCCGACCACCAAACCUGACCUCCACCUGGAGCUCGGUGAUGCCUCACGAACACAUAAAACGUUCGAGCAGCCGCCCAAAUUGACGCAGGAGGCACAGUCGCCGAGCAAGAGUAGGAUACCUGUUAAAAUCGACUCUCAAGCGCCUAAAUUAAGCGGCGAACUUGAAUCCGUCCAAUUAGAGUCCUCGGAAGACCGUAUCACCGGUCCACAAGUAGUUUCACGAGUCGUCAAAUGCGUUACUAAAGAAUACACGGAUGGCGAGUUGACUAAAGAGACGGUGGAAGAAAAGAGAAAAGUAUCGCCGCCUGAUACCAAAUCGGACGAUCUAAUCGAGACAAUAAGCGGUCUAACGGAGACGACUCCCUUGGUGGAGCAAAUACGACGGACGACGACUACGGUGGUGAUCAGCGAUCCGUCGAUUGAUCCUGAGAAGCUGGAGGAGCUGUUGAAGACCGGUGGUACCGUUGAGACGGUGAGAACCGUGACUCUGACUUCGGAGGACGAUAGCUUGCAAUCCUUAACACGCGAGGAGGUUGUCGAGAGGAUAAAUCAAGUCGCUGGCACGCUACCGAGCGAAAUCUUUGACUUUGACGAUAGGUUUGCAGACUCCUCCACUACUACGAUAAGGACAGAUAGAUCAGAGUCCGACGGUACCGUCCAAACAGUUACGACUGUGCAACGCGUGACGACGGAAACGCCGGAGAUCGAGAGAACCGAGAGGGUGACGAGAACGAUGAUCUCCAGCAGCGGUGUUGGCGGCUACGAAGACGCGGAGUCCGCUCUGAGGAGUCUCCAGGAGCAAUUAACGAGAUCCGAAGUCGGAGAGACCGCCUCCUGGACAGCGGCAAACGAACAAUGGGAACCGCAGUACUCGCAAGAUACAUCACCCGGCUCCGGGAACGGCGGCAGCGUUGACGCGUUUACUACCACUACCAACAACAACAACAACAAUAACAACAACAACAAGAGUGGUUCGAGGCACGAUGUGCACAGCGACACCGAUAGUGACGGUUCGCCGCAACCUAGAAGAAGAUCUCCGAGCAAGAGGCGUACAUUGGGCAGUUCCAGCGGGUCGGAUGUAGCACUGCACGAAGGUGCGGAGCUGUCCCGUUCGGAGGACGACCAAGCAGAAACACACGAUAUGGUACAGUCGGUUUGUUCGGACAAUACGAUAGAACCGAAGACUAGGAUGAAGACACCCGGUAGAACCAGCUACUGUGCGCGUUGGAUGAGCAUAGCUGUCGCUGUGCUGGUGCUUCUAGUAGCGCUUAUACUUGCCCUGGAGCCACAAAUGUUUCGGCGUGUCAUCUACACAUUGUCUAACAAUGCCCCGAGGCAAGCCGGGUACGACCACCCUUCACAUUAUUUAUUUCUACUAAAGAAUAUACCAUGUUAUUGAAACUUUUUUUAAAGGUCAGGCCAAGACGCUUUUGCGGCCUCAGGAUAGAGACCUGAGCUGCCGAUCAGUAAUUAUUACUUGAUUUUACAUCUCGUUUUCAAAAGUGAAGUCAAAUUUUUCUCACUCAACGCGUAUCGGUUGAACUGAAACUUUUGAACCAUAAAGCAGUAGCUGUUUUACGAGUUCGUUUCUGCGAGCACUUUGAUGAGCAAAGAUUUUAAAAAUCUUGCGUUUUAAACUUGGCUUUUGAAAGCGAGAAACUGAAAUAUGUAUAAUCGAUCGACAGAUAUCUUCGAUUCGAGUGAAUGAUGCGCUUAGGGCUAGGUACGAAUGUUACAUUUACGAAAUAUACAAUGUCCCAGCGAUAAUGCACGAAGCAUUAUCGAUAAACACAUUCGAAUGUGAUAUUUACAUGUAAUAGAGAAAUCUAUUCCGCGCGUUUUUAAACUGUUCGAAGCUAAUAUUUGCGUAACAAUUUAUGAAGAAAGGUUUACUUCGAUCGAACAUCACGACGCAGUGAUCUCGACGAAUUCUGGUGAACAGCGAGGAAGACUGAGAAAACGCCCGACAAAUGGUAUUUGUAAAACUAAACUGCCUUCUGUCACGUGUAAGGUUAUUCUCCUGCGCGAUGCCAGAUGUCCAUAUUUGAUAUAAAUCGCGACGAGGACAGGCAAUCUCCCACGAUCGAGGAACUUGUUCCGCAAGCUUUCUUUUUUCUAGAGUAUAGCCUGCAUGAGUAUUGACAUUGACACCCCGUGCAUGAUUGCAUUUUUGCAUCGUACAAACCUUAGUUUACGCUCGUAGUAGCUGUUUUACUUUUGUGCAAUACCUCAGUGUCGAAGCACGAUGAUCUUCUUGUUCCGCCGAUCUCAAUAGACAAAAUGUGUUUUAUACCUUGUUGCACGUUACCUUUGCCGUACCGAACUCCUACUCUCCUUCUUCUUUAUCUCUUACUUUUCGUUCUCCGUUUUUAUCUUCUUUCUUUCUUUCUUCCUCCCCUUUCUUUUUCUUCUUUGUCUUAAUUUUGAGCAUCCUAUAGAUCACUUUUACCCUUUUAGCUCUCUUCUGACAAUGACAAGCCACUCAAGAUAAAGCUAAAGUGUAGAGGGACCAACAGUCGUGUUUUUUUAGUCACGUUAGGAUUGUUAGGCGAAUCGUCAUGUAAGUAAUCUCUAAGUGUAAAUGUUUAUGUAUCGUGUCUAUACACGUGUGCUUGGACCUAUUUCGAUAUGCGGACGAGUACACGAUCACUUCUCGAAUGGCACGAGACCAACUCUCUUUUCGUCGCGACGUGAGAGCGAGUUGCGUCGCACCGGUCGACGUGUGCUGCGACUUCUUACCAAGUCCAUCACCCGGAAUCUCCUCUUCCGAUCCCGCAGAACUGCAACGUACGUCGAAGGACGCUGCGAAAGAGAGAGACUUAAGUAAGCCGGUGUAACUCCGGCGAAUUUGGAUUUCAGCACCAUUCAACGCAUCAAAAGGCGGACUCCCCGGAAUUAUAUCCGAUCUCGAUCCCCAUUUGGGUUUGGAGAACCAAGGCGGAGGGAUACUCUUGCUUCUUUCUUACAUCCUUCGAGCUUAUAAUCGCUCUUCUUGUCAGCAAUCCGCUGGUCCAAAUCCAUUGUAACGAUUCAAGAUUCUGUUGAUUAGCGCAUUGAUUUGAUAUCUUUGAAUACUCGAGUUCUCUAUUGCAAUCUAUACGACACUUCCCAAUGACGUGCCAAACGUGAAGAUCGGCUCAAGUGAAAUGAUUAAUCGUCAUCCUGAAGAAACUUCAGAUCUCCAUGAGGAUGCAUUAACAUCCUUCCCGCAUUGGGAAUUAAUAUUGUCAAAUAUCCGCAGUAAAUACUCCAGCAAUACCUGACCGUUCGUCUAACAAUACUAACUGAAGUAGUUAGUACGGGCUCAUGAAAUGGCUGCCAAAUCUCACGGAGCGUUUUGUGCAAAACUACUACUCAAAACCAAAGGGCGGUAGACUCAUGAAAGUCAUGAUAUUCGAUAGCUUCUCUUUCUCGAAUAUUCGUGUUAUCCAAGAAAAACACCCAUUUCGUCGUGCGCACAACGGCAU